Molecule: messenger RNA, 3514 nt
Organism: Zophobas morio
Lineage: Eukaryota; Metazoa; Arthropoda; Insecta; Coleoptera; Tenebrionidae
Product: E3 ubiquitin-protein ligase TRIM33
Exons: 11
Coding region: 271-3306 (1011 amino acids)
Cellular component (GO): chromatin
Molecular function (GO): protein binding; zinc ion binding
Source: RefSeq, a predicted model, not a curated record
UUGUUCGUUGACAGUUGGGUGAAAUCGGUGAUAAGAGGUUGAGGUGUUUUCGAGAAAAAGGCGUCUGUGAGAUGUUCAAAACAAGUAAAUAAAUUUGAAAAUCUCGUGGAAUGGAAUCUAAAGUCCUACCGAAUCGUUUGGUAGAUUGCACGAAUCAAACAAAAAUGCUUAACAAACAACCCCAAUCAAGGUGGUAAUUAAUUUUUUAAACGAGAUCCCCAAGCAACAUCAUCAAUUUUUCAUUUUUAAUUGCUUCUAAUAUUGUCCACGAUGGCUGAAUCAAAUAUUUAUUACAACGACAGCAAUUACAUGAACCACCAAAGCUCUAGUGAAAAAGAAGUGAUUGAUUCAGUUGAAAAUCUAAAUGAGCACAGUGAAAUGAUUUGUGAUGAUUCUCUGACUGCCGCAGCUCCAGAAGAAUCGAAAAGUGAAGCGAAGGAAGUGAGUGACGCCAACGAAGAACAAGAACAUGUGGAAAGUCCCACUACCGGAGAGGCUUACACUUUUAAGUGCGUGUUUUGUGAACAACUUCUUAGUGCCAACGAUGAUCCAAAGUUGCUUGAGUGUUUACACAAUGCGUGUGGAAACUGUAUUGGAAAUAAAAUUUACGAACACCAAGAAACAGAACCAGAAAAGAAUACUGUCGAAUGUCCACUGUGUAAUAUAAUAUGUGAACCAGGGAAAAUAAUUGAAAACCAGUUCCUUUUGGAACUGGCCAAUAAUGAUGACAGUAAUUCAGCUAAAUUGACAGAACUUAAAUGUAGUAGUUGCACCGAUGAUGCAAUUGCUACUAGUUGGUGUGUCGAAUGCUCUGAGUACAUUUGUGAUAGUUGCGUCCAGGCUCAUCAAAGGUUGAAAAUAACGAAGGACCAUACUAUUAAACCCAAGGAAGAAGGACUGAAUGACAAUCAGUCAUCAACUAGUAGUUCUUCACCGAAUUUAUUCUGUUCAGUUCAUCCACAUGAAAAGCUAUCAUUAUUUUGUGAAACUUGUGAUAAAUUAACUUGUCGCGAUUGCCAACUCAUUGAACAUAGGGAACAUAAAUACAAAUUUACAAACGAAAUUGCUUUAGAAACGCGCAAGUUUAUUUCUGAUAUGUUGAAAGAUGUUGGAUAUAAGAGAGCGUUGUUGUGCAGCGCAAUGAAAGUUAUUGAUGACCGCCAAAAUUUAAUUGUUGAAAAAAAACAAGCUUUAGUUAAAGAGAUUACACAAUUAGUGGUGAAGUUAACAAAUACAAUAAACGUAAGGGGCAAACAAUUAGUUUCUAAAUUAACAGAAGUAUGUGACAGCAAACAAAAAACCCUGCAGGAGAAAAAACAAGCCUUAGAACAACUGUCAAGAAUGACCGAUCACUGUAUAGAAUUCACUCAACACGCUUUGGACAAUGGGAGCGAUAUGGCGCUCUUGUACAGUAAAAAGCAAGUUACAGAUCAUCUCAGAAGAAUAAAGUGCAAACGAGCGGAUAUUCCCAACCCUGAAAUCCCUGUCAGAAUCCAUCUGGCUUUGGAUAAAUUCCCAGAUCUUGUAAAAGUUAUGUCCACAAUCGGUCAGAUUGUGGUUGAUGGUAGGAUUUAUCCUUCUCAGUCUGUUUCCCCAUCAACUUCAAUACCGCCACAUGGUUCACCCAGUCCAGGCCAUACCAGGCCGCCUCAACAGCAAUCGCCCAUUAAUCAGUUACUCCAACAGCAAUCACCAACAUACCAACAAUCGUCGGGUUAUCAACAAUCGCCCAGAUUACCGCCGCCUUAUGGUCAGUUUUCAAACGGGACUCAGUACCAACAAGGUCAGAAUAUGAGUCCGCAACCCAAUAUGCAACAACCAAUGGGAGUAGGACCAAAAAUGAUGCCUAAUAUGGGACCGCCGAUGCCUCAACAAAUACCGAUUUCACUAGCCCAACAGCUGUCUGUAAAUAGAAUGCAAAUGCAAAGACAAAUGCCGAGACCGCUAUUACCGAGAAUGCCGGCAAAUUCGGGAGGACUGAAUCAACAACAGAAUAUUCACCAGCAGGUUUCCUCCUCAACUCACCCACAAAACAUGUUGUCAGAUCGUAGCAACCUACGAUGUUUACUUCAACCAACCAACACCAACACACCUGUAUAUAUCCAAACAGGCCCAGCCCAAUACCAAGCAGUACAACCCCACGUAGCUCAACAGUUCCAAGGUAGAUUCCCCAACCAAGUCCAACAACAACCACAACAGCAAUUCCGCCAGCAACAAACUCCAAUGAGAAUGAUGGUACCAAACCAGAACCGGCCGAGCCCGCAAAGGCAGCCGUACCACAUGCAAGGAGCCUCCGCCAGGUGGCACAUACCUCAACAAACCGCGAACAACGGGAACAACGUCGGCAACAAUCGCAACAUGACGCUGCCAACAAUCAACGACAACUUCAAAAUCACCCUGAAACAACAGACUCAACCAUCCGAGAACAAGAACUUGCCGGCUACGGUUACUUCGACCAUUCCCAAGACGCCGAGUCCGAAUCACGUACAAGGGCGUUCGGAUACGGAACGUAGCUUAGACAAGUUCUGCGAGGACUCGGUGAAGGACUUGAUGGCGACGAUCGCCAAAUUGGACUCGAAUGGGGUUCAGGUGGUGGCGGAAGGGAGGCAAAAGACGGGGGGUUCACCGCAUGUUGACAGUUCGACAGGCGACGCGGGACCGUCGGGGAAAAUCAAGUCCGAUCCUAUGGAUACGGGGAAGGACGAUCCGAACGAGGAUUGGUGCGCUGUGUGUAUGGAUGGAGGAGAAUUGGUCUGCUGCGAUAAAUGCCCGAAAGUGUUUCAUCAAUACUGUCACAUUCCUAAUUUGAGUGUCGAGGAAAACGACACUUGGCAGUGUUUGCUAUGUACAAACUUUUCUGAUCUCUCCGAACACCUGUCAAACGAUAAAAAAGAAGGGGAACUGAGUGAGAAAGACAAGAAAAUAGCCGAACGCAUAGUUCUCGAAUUAUACUGUCAGUAUGACCCUAGUUUGCCUUUUAGAGAAGUUAUAGGACCAGAGAACGAGGAAUACCACUCAAUUAUCAAAAGUCCGAUCGCUCUGGACAGUAUCCGCCAAAAGUUGAACUGGGCAUCACCUGACCAUUAUACCUGCAUGGAGCAGUUAAUCAAAGACGUACGAUUAAUGUUUAAAAACGCAUAUACGUACAACCCUGAGGAUUCUCAAGUAUACGCCGAUGCAAAAACUUUGGAAAAGUUCUUCGACGAACAGUUAGAAAAGUUCCUGCCAGAAUACGCUUAUGAACAUUUCGACGAUGAUGAUAUUCAGCCCCCUACUAAAAAAUAUCGGCGCAUUAUAAGUGAUUGACAAAUUGUUCAGGGGGCGAAUAAUACUGUGUAUUUCUCCCUAUAGUUCAAAAUGAAAACUUUUUCAAGUUUUUCAAUUUAUUUAAGGGCAGUUGUUCGUUAAAAAGACAGUAGUUAUUGUUGGAUACUGUUGAAGUGUGGGACAACUUGCUCUUAAUUGUUAGACUUUUAUCAUGUUUUAGUGAUCGAUAUAUAUUGUUAGUUAAUUA